This is a messenger RNA of Parasteatoda tepidariorum (common house spider), 1850 nucleotides long. RefSeq lists its product as uncharacterized. NCBI's taxonomy places the organism in Eukaryota, Metazoa, Arthropoda, Arachnida, Araneae, Theridiidae. The record is from RefSeq and is a predicted model, not a curated record.
GGUUAAAUAAAUAUCUGUUUUGUUUUGCGAAUCGAUAUAAGCAUUCUAAAUUUAAUGUGGACUUGGUUGUUGACGUGAACUUAGUUCUUGUUCGUUAUUAAGUUUUGCAAACAAACAAUAUGAAGGUCAAAUCAUCUUUUGCUGCGCUUUUGUGGACAAUCUUUUUUAUUAUGCCAAACAUCUUUGCUGAGUCGGAUUUUACUAUGAGUUUCACAAUCGAUGUUCCACAUGACAUUGCCUUAAAUCACAAAUCCCCUCCAUUAGCUGAUGAUCCAACUGCAGACAAAAAUCACCAAAAAAGCCAGCCUAUUGAUUCUUUUCCGCCAAAAAUGAAUGCCAAGAAGAAAACUAAAGCUUACAGCGCAGUGUUACUAAUUAAACCAGUAGAACCCAACAGUAAUUGGGAAUCCGAAUUUUCCUCAAUAAUUAAAGACAACUUAGUGAAUAAAGAUUCAUAUGUUAAGAUUCAAGAUAAUCAUGGAUUAAGAAAGACAAUCCGGAAAUCCGAGGCUUCGCACAAAUUUGUAGUCAUACCAAUGGCGAAUUCUGUAAAGUCUUUAAAGUCAUUAGCCCACAUAAUAAAAAGCCGAAAUGAAUCUUCUUUAUUUCCAGAAGAGAUGGCUAUGCCUAAACUGGAAGGGAUUCCAGAGAUUAUAAGAAUCAUGCCAGUUAAAAUGCCUUAUAGGGAGUCAAGAUUUGUGCCAAGAACCAAGAACAGUCCUCAAAAUCUUGACAGUAUAACAAAAUUAAACAUUACGAACGAUGAACAUUCGGUAAAAACAACAGAAUCUUCGAGUAAGAAAUAUUUAGCCGCACCUUUAUUCAGAAAAUACAUCCUAACCAGGCCCAGUCAACCCUCAACUACUGAAAGCCAUAUAGAAACCCUACCCAACAACAACCGUGUCACAGCAACAACCGUAAAAACAGAAGAAACAGAAUCCAUUCUAAACACAGCGCUUGGUGAAUUAGAAAAUGUUGAGUUGGAGAAAGAAAUCGACUCGUUCUUGGAUGAUAUCGAUGUUGAAAUAGUCGACCAUUCAUCUGCCAAUAAGAUCGAUAAAAAAGCACCAAUCGAUGUCAACAUUCACAGAACAUUAUCUGAGGAAAACUCUGGCAACGAAAGCAAAUUCGGAAUUAUCUUCAAGUUAUUUGAUGAUAUUGAUUCUACUGAAAAUGACAGAGUUGUCCAAUGGCCUGAUGACAAUCCCGAUAAAAAUACGCCAGAGGAAGAAAUGACUCACGAGAGCGGUUCAAGAAUUAAAAAUAAUGUUGUAUUCCUACGUUUGUUUCCAAAAUUUAACGAAAAAAACCCUUUAAAACCGGUAAACCUUAAUCCGGAAGAACACCCCAAUCUUUUCAGGAGUCUACUAACCACAUCUUUGGCUAAUAAUAAUAUGCCAGAUAAAAUCAAAGCUUUGAAUGUGGGUUUUAAUGGAAUUAUAAAAACUAAAAGAAUUCCUUUCAACGAUAACGCGAUCAAAUUUAGUGACAAUGGAUAUGUGGAUUCGCCAACACCUGUAUCUUUUUCGAAUGUUCUUGAAAAUUAUCCUCAGAGUUUAAAAUACAGCCCCUUCCAUGUUCAACGUGAAGUAAUGGUAUCAGAAGGUGAAGAUAUACCUAAAAUGGAAGAGAUACGUGUUGAAAAGCUAUCAGAAUUAAUACAGCAACCUGUGGAACUUUUCGGAGGCAAAACUUUUCCAGCGAUUCCUUGGGACGAAGAAAUUUAUAAUGAGAUAAAAGAUAAUUUCAUUUAUGUAUAAACUUAUAAGACGAUUUUCUAAAAACACUGAAGUUCAAACUUAAGAAUAUUUUCUGCCAUUAACUUACUGGAAAAAAUAUAUGUAAAUGUA